AUAGUCACCGAAAAACAACACAAGCAAUCAAAAUGAAUGAUUUCAAUGAAAUGAUUGACGAGUUUUCUUCAACACUGAAGACAACAACGAAGAAGAAGAAGAAGGACUCGUUUGAUCGUUUCGGCGAUGAUUUGACUGAACUAUUGCUUCAAUAUCUGCCACUUGAAGAUAGACUAAGACUACAAUCGGUGUCCAAACAGUGGUUGGCAUUGAUAUUCAAUACACAAACACAACUGAUAUUUGAUGACAAACUAUUGCAGAAAUUAUUUCUAUAUUACAGACAAACAUAUAAAUUGUUUGAAUCAAUUGUCAAGAAUUGUCCAAACAUUACAACAGUUACUAUAAGUGAUGUCUAUUUUUCAAACAUUUAUUUUGAAUUAUUGAUUAAAUACUGUUGCCGUUUAAGACACUUAUAUAUUAAGCCUAUUAAUAGCUAUCAAUUGUUUACCACUGACCGCAUAAUCAAACAGUUUUGUCACCGAUUUGAUCAACAGUUGCAUACAUUUAAGUUAAACAACUUUGACAGUCAUCUCAAGAGACCAUUGUUUUACAAACUCAUUGAUUGUAUGCCUAAUCUGAAGUCAGUGGACUUCACUGAUAAAAACAAUUUAAAUAUCCAAUUGUCGGAUAUAUUUACUGCCGAUAAUUGUUAUGUUUUACCGAAAUCGUUGCAAUCAAUAAAAUUAAUAUUAAACAACAAUUCAAUGCCACUGUUUGCUAUGUUUGCCGACAUUUAUGGCCAACAAAUAACAUCAUUGAAUCUAACGGUCAGUCGGUUUGGCGAUGACAGCAAUGCACAGAAGUUAUUGUCUACCGGUUUAUCUCAAAUGAAACAAUUAAGACAAUUGAAAAUUGUUUUGAACGCCAAACUAACCGAUGAUUUGUUGGCAGCAAUUGGCCAAAACUGUUGCCGAUUGAAAGUCUUAGAUUUAAUUGUCAGAAAAUAUUCGUCAAAAGUUAGCCCUAUUUUUGAGUCAAUCAACAAACAUAUGUUUCAACAAUUAAGACGACUAUCACUUGAAUGUCUGCCGAAUAAAUCAGAUAAAAUGUUAGUAGUAUUGACCGCCAGUUUGUUAAACCGAUUGACACAUUUGACACUUCGGCGGUUAGAUUAUUCAUAUAUAAUCGGUGACGAGUUUUUUAGUGAUAUUCACUACAAUUUUCCGCGACUACAGUAUAUACACUGUGACGGUGUGUCCAUCACUGAAAAGUCGAUCCAAGCUAUGGGACAGUUGGCUCAUCUGAUGUAUGUUGAUCUCCGGUGUCAUGAAAACAAACUGACAAUAAGUGAAUCCUAUAUUAGACAACAUUUACUAAUUGGUACUAAAAUUAAACAUUUGUUUAUUAAUAUUCAAUAUCCAUAUUCACAUCCGAAUCUACUAUUUAGUUAUGGUUAA
Molecule: messenger RNA, 1397 nt
Organism: Oppia nitens
Lineage: Eukaryota; Metazoa; Arthropoda; Arachnida; Sarcoptiformes; Oppiidae
Exons: 2
Coding region: 33-1397 (454 amino acids)
Biological process (GO): SCF-dependent proteasomal ubiquitin-dependent protein catabolic process
Cellular component (GO): SCF ubiquitin ligase complex
Molecular function (GO): protein binding
Source: RefSeq, a predicted model, not a curated record